Molecule: messenger RNA, 2319 nt
Organism: Punica granatum (pomegranate)
Lineage: Eukaryota; Viridiplantae; Streptophyta; Magnoliopsida; Myrtales; Lythraceae
Source: RefSeq, a predicted model, not a curated record
ACUUCGGAAGGGUCUCGAACUGUUAUAGAUUAUAUGUUUCUGAAGAAUAUAUUACUACACCAGUCGGCCCUCUACCCCUUUUCAUUAGCAGAUGUUUCUGAAAAACAUACCUCAGUCUGAACUGCCGGUAUUGGGAAACUCCUAAUCCACUGGGUGAAUUGUGUAAACAGUUUUGUUCUUCGGGUUUUGUCAGGGAUUUGUAUGAAAGAUGUAGAUUUGAGCUACAACAAAUCCCAGGGAUUUGUAUGAAAGAUGUAGUAGAUUUGCUGCUGAUCUCCUUUCUAUCUACAAACUUCCUCUGAGCUAUAUAAAUCCAUACUAGAGGAAUUGGACGUCCAAAUCAAAUUAAAGAUUAAACUAAUCUAGGUCAGUAUGAUCAGCAUUUUCGGGUUUACUCUACUGUCUCUCUUUCUCAGUUCGUAUGCACGCACCGCCGUGCCAAAGUUUCACCAGAAACCUGCUUCAGUGGUUCAGUCGGUCACCGUCGGUAAAUCUGGGUCCAGGAACUUCACCACUGUACAGGAAGCCAUUGAUUGGGUCCCUGCUAACAACAAACAGUGGGUCCGAAUACAUGUUAAACCUGGAACAUACAAGGAGAAAGUGACCGUACCUAAAGACAAGCAGUUCAUCUAUCUCGAAGGUGAAGGUGAAGGAAGAGCGUUGAUCGAGUGGGAUGAUCAUGGGGGUGCCGACAACUCUUCCACCUUCACAUUGUGGGCUGAUAAUUUUCUUGCAUCGCAUAUAACUAUCAAGAACACACACGAUCUCGGUCCUGGAGGUGCUAAUACCGUUGAUGUGGCACCGGCUAUUCUGAUUUGGGGAGAUAAAGCAGCGUUCUAUGGCUGCAGAUUUUAUGGUGUGCAGGAUACACUCAGUGACCUGACAGGCCGUCAUUUUUUCCAGUCAUGCUACAUCGAGGGCGCCGUGGAUUUCAUAUGGGGUUACGGUCAAUCUCUGUAUGAGGGUUGCAAUAUAAUCUCCACAGCAGCCAACCUCGGCGCUGGAGGACUUACCGGUUUUGUAACGGCCCAAGGGCGAGAAAGGGCAAGCGAUACGAGUGCUUUCGUGUUCAAGGGUGGCUCGGUGAAUGGAAAGGGACUCACGUAUCUCGGGAGAGCUUACAGGGCGUACUCGACAGUAAUAUUUUCUGAGACCUACUUCGGCAGUGUCAUCGUGUCGCUGGGCUGGGAUGCCUGGCAUCAAUCUAAACAAGUGGAUAAGAUCACUUUCGUCGAGUCCAACUGCAAAGGACCGGGAUCUAGUAUGUCUGGUCGAGUGAACUGGAUCGACAAACUAAGUACUGCACAACUGGAUAAGUAUUUGGAUCGUGCUAAGUUCAUAGACCAAGACGGUUCGUAUGCACGCACCGCCGUGCCAAAGUUUCACCAGAAAUCUGCUUCAGUGGUUCAGUCGGUCACCGUCGGUAAAUUUGGGCCCAGGAACUUCACCACUGUACAGGAAGCCAUUGAUUGGGUCCCUGCUAACAACAAACAGUGGGUCCGAAUACAUGUUAAACCCGGAACAUACAAGGAGAAAGUGAACGUACCUAAAGACAAGCAGUUCAUUUAUCUCGAAGGAGAAGGUCAAGGAAGAGCGUCGAUCGAGUGGGAUGAUUAUGGGGGUGCCGACAACUCUUCCACCUUCACAUUGUGGGCUGAUAAUUUUCUUGCAUCGCGUAUAACUAUCAAGAACACUCACGAUCUCGGUCCUGGAGGUGCUAAUCCCGUUGAUGUGGCACCGGCUAUUCUGAUUUGGGGAGAUAAAGCAGCGUUCUAUGGCUGCAGAUUUUAUGGUGUGCAGGAUACACUCAGUGACCUGGCAGGCCGUCAUUUUUUCCAGUCAUGCUACAUCGAGGGCGCCGUGGAUUUCAUAUGGGGUAACGGUCAAUCUCUGUAUGAGGGUUGCAAUAUAAUCUCCACAGCAGCCAACCUCGGCGCGGGAGGACUUACCGGUUUUGUAACAGCCCAUGGGCGAGAAAGGGCAAGCGAUACGAGUGCUUUCGUGUUCAAGGGCGGCUCGGUGGACGGAAAGGGACUCACGUAUCUCGGGAGAGCUUACAGGGCGUACUCGACAGUAAUAUUUUAUGAGACCUACUUCGGCAGUGUCAUCGUGUCGCUGGGCUGGGAUGCCUGGCAUCAAUCUAAACAAGUGGAUAAGAUCACUUUCGUUGAGUCAAACUGCAAAGGACCGGGAUCUAGUAUGUCUGGUCGAGUGAACUGGAUCGACAAACUAAGUACUGCACAACUGGAUAAGUAUUUGGAUCGUGCUAAGUUCAUAGACCAAGACGGGUGGAUCGGAGCACAACCAACUCACAACUGA